Messenger RNA from Conger conger (European conger), 6071 nucleotides. It is a transcript of the gene abhd2a, whose product is annotated as abhydrolase domain containing 2, acylglycerol lipase a. The coding region runs from base 270 to 1565 and encodes 431 amino acids. Gene Ontology annotation, biological process: medium-chain fatty acid catabolic process; sperm capacitation; medium-chain fatty acid biosynthetic process. Gene Ontology annotation, molecular function: acetylesterase activity; monoacylglycerol lipase activity. Lineage: Eukaryota; Metazoa; Chordata; Actinopteri; Anguilliformes; Congridae. The transcript has 11 exons. The record is from RefSeq and is a predicted model, not a curated record. Gene Ontology annotation, cellular component: sperm flagellum; sperm plasma membrane.
AGUUACUCAGCAGGUAGCUACAUCAUGUCUCUGCAUGUCUCCGUAAACUGAGAGGAUAAAAAUGCAUUCUGGAAUCUAGAAAUGGCAAACAAUUACUAGAUAAACACAUGAAAGGAAAACGUAUGAGAAGACACGGAUCGAGGUCUGAAAUCCGUGAAGGAGAUCACGAUUUGACCAGAUCACUGUGACUCAGAAGAUUUGCACAAGAGGAUUGUGGAUGAGAUAAAGUCUUAUUUUUAUACACAGGAAGUUACACCAGGAGAUCCACCAUGAGCUCACACGAAGGCGAGGUGCACACCAUCGCACCCGAGCUGCCCGCCAUGUUUGACGGGGUGAAGCUGGCGGCGGUGGCUACGGUGCUCUACGUGGUCGUGCGCUGCCUGAACCUGAAGAGCCCCACCGCUCCUCCAGAACUGGCAUACCAGGACACCGCUCUAGUCCGCUUCCUGUUAAAGUCCUGUCCUCUGCUGACCAAAGAGUACAUUCCUCCACUAUUAUGGGGCAAAAGUGGACACUUACAGACAGCGCUGUAUGGGAAGAUGGGCCGGGUCAGUUCACCACACCCAUGUGGGUUGAGAAAGUACCUGCCCAUGCAGGAUGGGGCCACAGCAACCUUUGACCUCUUUGAACCACUGGGGGACCAUCAAACGGGAGAUGAUGUUACCAUGGUAAUCUGUCCUGGAAUUGGUAACCACAGUGAGAAGCAUUAUAUCCGCACAUUUGUGGACCACUCCCAGAAGCAGGGAUACAGAUGUGCAGUUUUAAAUCAUCUGGGAGCUUUGCCCAACAUCGAGCUCACCUCCCCUCGAAUGUUCACUUACGGCUGCACGUGGGAGUUUGCAGCCAUGGUGGGCUACAUUAAGAAGACCUACCCCCAGACCCAGCUCAUCGUGGUGGGCUUCAGCCUGGGCGGAAACAUCGUCUGCAAGUUCCUGGGAGAGAACCGGGCCAACCAGGAGCGCGUGCUGUGCUGCGUCAGCGUGUGCCAAGGCUACAGCGCGCUCAGGGCCCAGGAGACCUUCCUGCAGUGGGAUCAGUGCCGGAGGUUCUACAACUUCCUCAUGGCUGACAACAUGAAGAAGAUCAUCCUCUCGCACAGGGGCAGUCUGUUUGGGACCAGCUCCAGUAAGAUGCAGGACGCCGAUCUGAGCCGCCUCUACACUGCCACCUCCCUCAUGCAGAUCGACGACAACAUCAUGAGAAAAUUCCACGGCCAUGGCUCCCUGAAGGAAUACUAUGAGAAGGAAAGCUGUGUUCAUUACAUUCACAACGUAAACGUGCCACUGCUGCUGGUGAACUCUGCAGACGAUCCGCUGGUGCACCAGUCCCUGCUGACCAUACCUCGCACACUCGCAGAAAAGAAGCCCAACGCCAUUUUUGCACUGACGCUGCACGGGGGUCACCUGGGCUUCUUCGAGGGGGCGGUGCUGUUCCCCCAGCCCCUCACCUGGAUGGACAAAGUGAUCGUGGCCUACGCCACCGCCAUCUGCCAGUGGGAGCGACAGAAACCGCCGUGCCAAAGCGCCAGCCAGCCAGAGACGGCCUGCUCGCAGGAGAAACCUUAACCCCACACCCCCUCACGCACACCACACUUCACUCCCCACACCGACUCCGCCUUCUCACCACACUCAGCCUCUGAGCAAGGAACUGCAGUGGUCUGUAUUUGCCUCCGUUUUCUUCUGUUGUUGUUUUUGGAUCAUGGAAACCUCUGCUUCUAUCACAUGUACAAGUGUUCAAUCGGAAAAGUACAUAAGAGCUCUGAUUGGUUAAAAAUGAAAAGGGGUCAAGUGAAAAGGGUCACAAUGGGAAGAAUUUGCGUGUACGUUUUUGACAGGACAUUCUACUACAAUCCGUAGGCAUGGCCUCGUACUAGUAUAACACGAAAGCAGGAAAACAUCUUGCAUAAUGUAUGACAGGACUGCUCUUCACAGCUGACAUGGGCCCUGGGUAUUGAGUCAGCGCUAUAGGCUCUGCUCCACACCCUUUGUGGCACACACACACCAUGAAGGAUCUCCUGGGCUUGGCCGAAGUACUGUCACAGUGUGCAGUUCUAGUCCUUGAGGGUAAACCUGCCGACCAAGUUGCGCCUGACUUGCGUCUUGCACACUGGAUAAGUUCACUUCCUGUCCAGAAUUGUAGUGCAGAGCCAGAUAAGGGUGAACUGCACUGUGAUACUCCUGGACUAGGAGUGCCCACCCCUGUUUUUAAACCAUUCAAGAUAAUGUUGGCUGUUGAGGCCUUUUGGCAUUCAUUGGUUUACCUCCUUUUUGUGGCAUGUACAGCAGUUUAUCGUUUGUUUUGCACAGUUAAGUUGGGAGUUUAAGUGCUAGCUAUCGGGUCAUUACCUCAGCCUCAUACGGGCUGUAGCUGGGGCGAGGGCUUUUUCCACAAGACUGUUAGUCUGGUACUUUCUCUUAAUUAUAGAUGAGCAAUUAUGUAGAAUUUCACCCUGAAGAUCCAGGUAAUGGAACCUGCGCGGAUACCUAUCUGUUUGGGAGUCCGCUAGCCUGUUCGAUUAGAGUGGAAGGCACCACCUCCCUGUGUCUGAGCUGUGGGAGGAUAGAUUAGUGGCUAGCCAGGCCUGAAUUGUGCUAACGGCUAACCAGAUCCACCAGCAUUCCUCCCAUCACUGCAGUUUGUCCCAACUGGCAGAUCACGCUUAAAAUGCACUUUAUACUUUAUAUGCCACAUUUUUACUUUACAUGCACCCUUUUUAUGAGUAUUUUUCAAUCAUUCUUUUUGAGGUUUUUUUUUGUUUUUUUUUGUUUUUUAUUUUAUUUUAACUUUAGCUUGCAGUUAGUGAAGUUGGUGUGAUUUGGAGAAUGUGCAAGUGUGGGAGGGGUCUUAAACCAAAAUGAGUUUAAUGACUGAAGUGAUGCCCUUGUCCUCCCAUACGUCAUUGCCACAAAUGUUUUUGUUUAAUUUCGCCUCCUUUUUGCUCUGUGCAUAAGAACUCAGGAGUUCUAUCUCGCAUACAGCUGUUGUGCGUCUUAAGGAAAUUAGUGGUGUUUUGGUCCUCACUGCAGACAACAGGGUACUGUUAUACUAGCCUGAACUGUCAAAGGAAGAUUUCUCGGAGGAAAAAAAUACUCCACACGAUUUAGUUUCAUCUUUGGCAAGACCGUUGUCUAGAAGUUGUGUACGGCAUAUACGUGUGAUUCAAGGCCACUUAAUUUGAACUAGCUCCAUUGGUCUUUUCCCAAAGCAACCCUCUCUCACAUGGAGCUUUGAGGUGCACUACGGCACUGACAGUAGAUGCAUCAGUGGAUGCAGUGCUGUGCGUAUACAUUUGACUUAACCUCGUACAACUAAAAUGGCUGAAUUAGAUUAGUCCUUCUCAAGAACAAAUAACCGCGAUGACACCGAAAAACUGGUUAAAUACUUGGAAGCUGGAUAAGAUGUUGAGUGUUUAAAAAGUAAUGGUUGGAGUGGAGAUGGGGAAUUGUCUAUUUUUGGCCAUAAACAUGAAUUUCUUCCAGAACCAGAAAAUGGUCCUGAAGUACGUUGUAUUUCCAAAACUCAUCUGUCAAAUCCUUCUGAAAAACCAAACCAUUUUUGUGUGGAAUGCAUGUAUUCACAAACUCGUUUUGCGGUAUGCUGACGGCAUGAAUCUGAACUAGUGAUAAUAAGAGACGCUGUAAUGUAUUUGAAUGUUGUUGUGGGAGGGCAUUUCCUUCAGUUUAGUUACAUAAUUGGUAAUUGGAUCCAAGCUGGAGGCACAGUGGUUAAGUGUUGAGCUUGAGGAGUGCGCGUUUGAUUAUCGGAGAUAAACUGUUAGCGGUGGGGUAUGUAGAAACGCUGCUGUUUUUCCUCCAUGGCUUUACCCACCUGCUGUGUCCUGGUUUUGCUAAAUGUAACUCUCCUGAAAACCUGAACGGUAACAGCAUGGGCGGUCGUGUUCUGCUAGCCAGCGGCCAUCGUCCCUGCGGGCGUUAGCCUACAGGUUGUUUUGCGGAGAGAUUUCUGUAUGUAUUAUGUACCCUGUCUUUGCCUUUAUUUUGUUUUAUGUUCAUGUGAAAAGUUAACCUUAUUGUACCUUACUCUUCCCUCACGCAUCACACGCGCCAUGUUCUGUCGAUCUGUUGUGUCUGAAGAAGAAGAAGGAUAAGCACUUUGACAAUCCAUUGUGUAAAACCAAAAAAUAAUCUUAUUUCUGAUUUAUAGACAGGUCUGCAAGAUUAGUAAAGUUCUUCAAAUCUCUACUGUGGAGUUCUAACAGCAGUUUGUGAACAGAGUGGUUUAUGUAAAUGUAAUAUAGCAUUUUUCAUUUUGUAUAUUAAAGAUGAAUAAAACUAUUCCGUUUACAGCAAUGAUCCACAACGUACUACAAUCUACAUCAUUUCAGUGUGGCAACCGUAACAAUGCACAUUGGUAACAUUUUUGGGACACUAAUCUUUAAAGCUGAUGUAGACUUGCUGUCACGAGCAGCCAGCUUCUCAUUGCAUACCAAUUCCGGUCUCAUUGUCAGGAUGUUUGAAUCUUGCAAAAUUGUAUCAUCUCUAUUUAGGUUAUUCAGAGAUUUAAUUUGUUCGCCCGCACUGCUACAUUUACGACUGACUAUCUAGUCUGUGUAGUAGCACCACCUCCUGCUGUCCAGUAGUGGAACUGUUGACUGCUCCUCAGACAGAAUUUUCUGUGUUGCCUGGUGCCCCCUAGUGGCACCUACCCAAGUUUUACUGUAAAACUUAAUUAUGCUUUCAGUUUGUAAACCGAAUAACCGCAGUCUCAGUGGGGUCAUAUUUUACAUUUCGUAGUGGUUCAGAAACGACCAAGCUGAUUAAAACUUUCUUGCUCUUAUACCAGCACAAAGCAAGGCUUUCUUGUACUUCCUGUAAUAGAGAAAAUGCAUUAUGCCUUUUCAUUCAACUUUGCACAGAAAAUGCAAAUUUUGAAUGUAUAUCUCUGCUUCAGGCUAGUUCCAACAAAGUGUGUUGUUCUCAGACUAAAUUUUUUAUGGUUUUAUAUUUCUGAUUGUUAUUUUAUUGUAUGUGUGUAUGCCUUGGAGUGUGAGUGCAAACAGAUAUGGGUGUAGAUUUGCAUCAUAUCACCACUCAUAAUUAUUGAAUUUAAUUAAAUGUAAAUCACCAUAAUGUGGAAAAAUGGGAACUUUGGAACUUUUGAUAAAUACUCAGUGAACAUGUAUAUUUGGGACCAGGGGCAGUGUGUUGGUGAUUGUGGAUCAUGUUGUCAAAUUGAUUUUUAAAAUGAAUCUAAAGGAAGCUGUUACUGGGGGGAAAAAAUGUGGAAAGAUCUUGUCUCAAACUUUAACCACAGAAUGGCAAAUUAGCACUGAAAAUGUAAAAUGCAUCCCGUUUAAUUUUUCAUACGUAAGUGGUUUCUGAAAUGUUAUUUCAGUUUCUAAAAAGUUGUACUUUACAGAUCGUCCUGUGAUAUUAUGUUACAAUUAACAAUGUGGUGAAAAGGCUUUUCUUAACAUUACCACCACGUCAUUGAACUGGAAUUUUAUACAAGGGACCAUAAUUAAAAAUAUAUUCCGCAGUGCUGUCCGGUAUUUUCUACAAGCCAUUUAAUGUUUGAUACCCAAAUCGACUGUCCCAUUGGAGGUCGCCAUUGGAGCUAGAGGGAGCGUUUGCUAUAUUUGUCAACAUCGGGUUCCUUAAAUCACUCAAACCCCACUCUUGUCACCACCUAAAGGCUAAAAUUAGUUACAGGUCUAUGCUGUUUUGGGGGAAAGGAAAAUGGACGGGCAUCUUUUAAAAAAAAAAAAAGUUUAAAAAAAAAAAGAAAAGGCGUCUGCACUGUCCCUGACAUCUCCAAAUGUCAACACAGCUGUCACUGAGGUAGGGGGGCAGGAUUUUGCCCUCUGAGUUGAACGCAGUGAUUUCUCAUCAUUGUAUGCUCUGUUAACAUUUAUAGCUUUAUUUCUUGUGUUUACAAUACAUGUAUGCUUCAUUUUUUGGGUCAUAAGAAUCUAAUUUGGUCUGAUGUAACCAUUACAGUGCAAAUUCAGAUCACUGUGGUUUUGUUGGGAGGGGAAAAAACAAUGGUGAGUGACGUAAUAUUUUAAGGGAAAAAAAAAAUUGUGUUCCAAAAUAAAUUAUUUUCUUGUA